Molecule: messenger RNA, 1724 nt
Organism: Xenopus laevis (African clawed frog)
Lineage: Eukaryota; Metazoa; Chordata; Amphibia; Anura; Pipidae
Exons: 11
Coding region: 169-1152 (327 amino acids)
Source: RefSeq, a predicted model, not a curated record
GAACUCUGUAUGUGACUUUGUCUAGAUGCAGCUGUGUGGUUAUGUUAUAAUUAGUUAAGUUCUUAUCUCUGUAAGCCAGCUUGGGAGUGGUCGCAAUGAAUACAUCUGAUAAGACACCACAACCAUUACUAAAUACAGACAGCAAAGCUGGAAUACCCUAAAGACAGCAUGGCUUUACCACUGUACCUGAUUCUUGGAAACAUACUCUAUAUUGUUGUUUCCGGUUCGACUACCAUUCCCACUCUAUAUACAUCAGAUUAUAUUUCAACUUCACCUAGACACCAUGUUCAUGUGAUUACAGAUACUUAUACUACUGAGCUUGGUGAAACUACUCUGAAAUUGCACAGUCAUGUCAAAUCAGCCUCUGCUACACAUCUUGAUCAAAAGGUUACAGCUUCUAUUACUGAUUCUAUGAAAUUGAAGAAUGAGGUCACAUCAACCACUGGCUCCCUAGCAUCAUCCACUCCUAUCCAAAGAGUUACAGCUUCUUUUACUGAUAAACUUACAUCUUCUCUGGAAUUGAAGAAUGAUGUCACAUCAACCACUGCUUCACCUAGACACCAUGGUCAUAAGUCUGAUGAAACUACUCUGAUAUUGCACAGUCAUGACACAUCAGCCUUUGCUACAGCUGAACAAAAUGGUCAAGCGAUAUUGCAGGGUGUCACAUCAGCCUCUGUUGAACUAUCCAAACCAACAAUAAAAUGCCAAAGAGUAAACAGUUCAUGGGUGGAAAUAAUUUGUUUCUCAGUGAUUGUUAAUCCACCCAUUAAAUAUAAUGUGUUCUGGAAUUCUAAAAUUUAUGACACAAAAACCCAACAAGGUGCGAUGCCUGAGAAGAUUUUGAUUCCACUAACUUCUGGCAGCAAAGUUGAACUCAGCUGUGAAGCACAGAAAGGUUCUGUUACAAAGUACAGUGACCCACUGCUGAUUUGUGAAGAUGAAGCCAGUAACAAGGAGCCGGAAAAGCCACCGGAAGAGCAUGGAACAAGACAUCUCAUCAACAUAUCACGUCUCAUAACUUCAUGGGGACGUAAAACAGAGACCUAUAUUAUUUUAGCAGUCUGUGUCCCCAUAAUCAUCUUUACCUUGUGCGUGUUCAUCUUUGUCACAUUAUGCUGUUACAAAGAGAAGCAUGUUAAGUACCAUGUGUGAACUUAUUCCAUAUUUUAGAAUUAUGCCAAGAAUAUAUUAGACACAGAUAACAUGGAUAAUGCCUUACAAGUCUACGUUUGCUGUGUGUGUGAUUCUACUAUGCACUGGAUGCCAUACAAAUGUCCAAAACACGAUUGUAUCAUUUGUAAAAUGGUGUUGGACCAAUAUAUUUCCUUGAGUUUACCAAAUGUUCCAGGAAGAAGGAAUUAUUGUAUUGGAAUUGUUAUAAAAUGUUUUGAACCUGAUUGUGUUAGGUGAAUCCUUCGUAAUAUCAUUCUAUAUCAGGCUUUAGCUAGCAAUUUUCUGUUUUUUUUUUAAAAUUAUUUAGAAUUGUGCCACGACCACAAGUAUAUUAGCAGAUGGAGAACGUCUCACUUCAUUGUAUUAGCUGUGUGUGAUUUCAUGAUGUGCUUAAUGCCAUACAAAUGUACAGAAAAAGAUUGACAUUGUACCAUUUGGAAAAUUGUGUUUGAACACUAUGGGGCUGAUUCACUAAAUUCGAGUGAAGGAUUCGAAGUAAAAAAACUUUGAAUUUCGAAGUAUUUUUUGGGCUACUUCGACCAUCGAAUGGG